This is a messenger RNA of Drosophila subobscura, 675 nucleotides long. It is a transcript of the gene Bin1, whose product is annotated as histone deacetylase complex subunit SAP18. Lineage: Eukaryota; Metazoa; Arthropoda; Insecta; Diptera; Drosophilidae. Bases 118 to 570 code for a protein of 150 amino acids. Gene Ontology annotation, biological process: negative regulation of DNA-templated transcription. Gene Ontology annotation, molecular function: transcription factor binding; transcription corepressor activity. The record is from RefSeq and is a predicted model, not a curated record. The transcript has 2 exons. Gene Ontology annotation, cellular component: nucleus.
AGCGCGGUCACACUGCACACAACAAAAAAUUCAAUAAAUUAGUAAAGAAAAGGCGGACAUUAGUUUUUCUAUUAAAAUAUCAGCUAAACGCAGCUGCUAAGUGAAAAACAAACAACCAUGGCCAACGUAGAGUCAAUGAUUGUGGAGGAAAAGACGCAGGUGAAGCAGAUUGACCGCGAGAAGACAUGUCCGCUGUUGCUGCGUGUUUUCUGCUCCACGGGCCGCCACCACUCCGUGUCGGAGUACAUGUUUGGCAGUGUGCCAACCAACGAGCUGCAGAUCUACACCUGGCAGGACGCCACCCUCCACGAGCUGACGUCCCUGGUGCGGGAUGUGAAUCCAGAUACGCGCAAAAAGGGCACCUACUUUGACUUUGCCGUGGUGUAUCCAAACUUUCGCAACAAUCACUUCCAGAUGCGCGAAAUCGGAGUGACGUGCACGGGCCAAAAGGGCAUCGACGACAACAAGACGCUCGCCCAAGCAAAAUUCAGCAUUGGCGAUUUUCUGGACAUUUCGAUUACGCCGCCCAACCGCCUGCCGCCCCCAGCUCGCCGCCAGCGACCCUACUGAUGGGGUUGAUUGAUUUAUAAUCGAGAUACAUCUACACGCUAAUCAUUUAAUUUCACUUUCACUUGACACUCAAUGAAAUAUGGACGUAAUUAUACGAUGGAUACA